Fusarium falciforme is the source of this 840-nucleotide messenger RNA. RefSeq lists its product as hypothetical. The record is from RefSeq and is a predicted model, not a curated record. Bases 1 to 840 code for a protein of 279 amino acids. NCBI's taxonomy places the organism in Eukaryota, Fungi, Ascomycota, Sordariomycetes, Hypocreales, Nectriaceae. The transcript has 4 exons.
AUGAUCCAGCGCCUUUCAGAAUCUGCUGUUUUCUGGCGCUAUGCUUCUGUGAUGGAAUUCGUCGACCGCGCAUCUACGACCUGGAAUACGGAGAAGCAAGCACUCAGCUCAUAUGAUAUCGCCCAGAUCGAUUCAUGGGAACGGGGCCUUUCACCGAUUCUUACUCGUGGCUCACGUUCUUCUACUCCUAAUGCGGUUAUCCGCAUCAAGAUAGAUUCGUGUGGAAUCAGUAGCAUCGAGAGAUUGCUCGAGGUUCCCUCCCCCUCAAACUCUCGCUCUGAUUCUUUCGCCUAUAUCGUCGAGGCCGAGCACUCUCUGAGGAAUACGACUGUUGAUUUCAAGUUUGGACUUUGUCGCCUUGUUCCCCUCCCGGGAGUUAAUCUUCUUCAUAUCUGGGAUAAGCCAUGCCCUCAAAGGCCAGUCGACUGUGUUCUCUACAGCUCUUCCCAACUAUCAAAACAGUCUUGGUUUCGUCAAUUGAGGACCAUCGACCCCCGAGACUGCACAGGCGUCACCUUCUUCCUCGGCUCUGAAACCUGGGCGAUUCAUGCACAUUCGUCUUUGGAGCCGACCGCCGAGUCUACUUUCCACAAGCUCUCUCAGGAGAGACAGCACAAUGUGGUUUGGGUGCAUGUUCCCUUACCCGCCAAAGACUGUGUCGAGGCUUUUGGGAUUCAGAAUGAGUGGUCCAAUACUGGCACUCCACGUCAGGGCGCAUGCUAUCUGAUACGAACCACGCUCUGCGGUGACAUUACCAUUGGAUCAUAUCAGAGAGGAGAAACCACGGUCCUUUCCAGAACCACAGCCUAUGGCAUUGCCUUGCAGCAAGGACCAAGUUGA